Humulus lupulus (European hop) is the source of this 1303-nucleotide messenger RNA. Its product is annotated as protein SOSEKI 5-like. Lineage: Eukaryota; Viridiplantae; Streptophyta; Magnoliopsida; Rosales; Cannabaceae. Bases 193 to 1071 code for a protein of 292 amino acids. The record is from RefSeq and is a predicted model, not a curated record. The transcript has 3 exons.
UCUUAGUUUCUAUCAUUUCCAAGCUUUGUUCCUCUAUAAAUUACAAACUUCCUUCUUUUCCUAUCAGCUGUUCCUUAAUACUGAAUUUAGUCAUUACUAAGCUAAACUUCUCUCAGUAAACCUCUGUUUAUUAAUACUCUCUUUCAAUAAACUCCCCACAUCAUCAGUACAUUUUCACUUUGUCUUCGAACAAUGGCGGUUAGCUUACUAAAACAGGCUGACAUUUCCAUGACACAAAAAUGGCAAGAUAUGAAAGAGAAUAAAAGUAGCAGUAACCAAAGAAGUAAAGCUUGGACAGAAACAAAGUCAGUGAAAACAGAUAAAAAAGUUCCAGUGGUUUACUAUCUUUCAAGGAAUAACCAGCUUGACCAUCCUCAUUUCAUGGUGGUCCGUCUCUCUUCGCCCCAAGGACUCUAUCUCAAAGAUGUGAUAAGUAAGUUGAGUUCUCUUAGAGGUCAAGGCAUAGCCACCAUGUAUUCCUGGUCUUCCAAGAGGAGCUACAAGAACGGGUUUGUAUGGCAGGACUUAUCCGAUAAUGAUUUCAUAUAUCCAUGCCAAGGCCAUGAGUACGUUAUAAAAGGAUCACAACUGCUUGAAUCUUCUUUGAGCUUCAGGUCUUUCGAAAGCACAGUCUCAUCAAACUCAUCAUCGUCUUCAUCCUCAUUAAUUUCCCGGGAAACAGGCAGUCCUGUUGAGGAACAUUCCAAUGUUGAUCCAGCCAUUAUCAUCAGAAGAAAAAAUCAGUCAUGGAGCUCAUUUGAUGGCCUUGGAGAAUACCAAGUCUACAAGCCUAAAAUCACCAAAGAACUUGCUUCAAAAGGUACCAACGUCUCUACUCAAACUGAUGAGAAGGUCAGGCCAAGAAAAUCAAGACUUAGUGAGGUUUCUGGGCCUGAAAGGAAUGGUGAGUUGGAGAGCUCCCCAAAGGAGUUUGAAGGGUCUAGGAAGGAUCAGACAGUUGAGAAUGGUUGUGAAUGUGGGAAGACAAAGGCCUCAACGGUUCUGAUGCAAUUGAUCACUUGUGGCUCCACAAAAAUCAAAGACUCCGGGCCAAUAAAAAGCAAAGACUAAGAAGAUGAGCAUUGAUAGAGUAAAAAUCAAGGCACCUCCUUCUCAUCAAUCUAAUGGAAACUUCAAGAAUUCAAAUGUGGGAAGAAGAAAAAAAUGUUUUAGUACAUCAGAGUUUGAACACACCCUAGGUCUUAAGUGGUGUUAUGAAGCUUAGCUAGAAAAAGUAUUUUGUUUUCUUUUAAUAAACAAGAAUUAAUAACUACAUUUUGUGCUAUGUUAUACAAAGAUACGA